GACCGUUAUUGUCGGGUCACGCGCCUGCCCUCGCGCCGCUGGAGCCUGACCAUGGAGGAGUCUGGCAUGCCUCAUGAAUCAGCAGAGGAUCUAUUUCAUUUCAAUGUUGGGGGCUGGCAUUUCUCAGUUCCCAGAAGCAAGCUCACUCAGUUCCCAGACUCUCUGCUGUGGAAAGAGGCUUCAGCCUUGACCUCUUCAGAAAGCCAGAGGUUAUUCAUCGACAGAGAUGGUUCCACAUUUAGGCAUGUGCACUAUUAUCUCUAUACCUCCAAACUCUCCUUCUCCAGCUGUGCAGAACUGAACUUGCUCUAUGAACAAGCACUGGGUUUGCAGCUGAUGCCUUUGCUACAGACUCUAGAUAAUCUGAAGGAAGGGAAACACCAUCUCCGUGUGCGGCCUGCUGACAUACCAGUUGCUGAGAGAGCAUCUCUGAAUUACUGGAGGACAUGGAAGUGUAUCAGCAAACCCUCAGAGUUUCCUAUCAAAAGCCCGGCCUUCACAGGCCUACAUGAUAAGGCACCUUUGGGGCUCAUGGACACACCACUGUUAGAUACGGAAGAGGAAGUGCACUACUGUUUCCUGCCCCUAGACCUAGUGACCAAGUAUCCAAGCCUAGUAACUGAAGACAACCUGCUGUGGCUGGCUGAGACUGUGGCCCUGGUCGAGUGCGAGUGCAGCGAGUUCCGCUUCAUUGUGAAUUUUCUCCGCUCACGGAAGAUUUUGCUACCAGACAACUUCUCCAAUAUAGAUGUGUUAGAAGCAGAAGUAGAAAUUCUGGAAAUUCCUGAGCUCACAGAAGCUGUACGGUUGUAUCGGAUGAACAUGGGUGGCUGUUCCCGGACCUCUUGUCCUCCCCCGAGUCCUGGGAAGGGGGGCCGUGCAGCAGGCCUGGAGUCUGUGAAACCACUGUACACGAUGGCCCUGGGCCUGCUGGUCAAGUACCCAGACUCGGCCCUGGGGCAGCUCCGCAUCGAGAGCACCCUGGACGGGAGCAGACUGUACAUCACGGGGAACGGGGUCCUCUUCCAGCAUGUCAAGAACUGGCUCGGGACUUGCCGGCUGCCCUUGACCGAGACCAUUUCUGAGGUAUACGAGCUCUGUGCCUUCUUGGACAAGAGGGACAUCACCUAUGAGCCGAUGAAAGUGGCACUAAAGACUCAUCUGGAGCCAAGGACUCUGGCACCCAUGGAUGGACUUAAUGAGGAGUGGACCGCAGAAAUCACCGUUUAUUCCCCUCAACAGAUCAUCAAAGUUUAUGUGGGCAGCCACUGGUACGCAACCACGCUGCAGACCCUGCUGAAGUAUCCAGAACUGCUGUCCAACCCUCAGAGAGUGUACUGGAUUACAUAUGGACAGACCCUGCUGAUCCACGGUGAUGGCCAAAUGUUCCGACACAUCCUCAACUUCCUGAGGCUUGGGAAACUGUUUUUGCCAUCUGAGUUUAAGGAGUGGCCCCUCUUCUGCCAGGAGGUGGAGGAAUACCACAUCCCUUCCCUCUCAGAAGCCCUUGCCCAAUGUGAGGCAUACAAGUCAUGGACCCAGGAGAAAGAAUCUGAAAGUGAAGAAGCUUUUCCCAUCAGGAGGCUACACGUGGUGACAGAAGGGCCAGGGUCCCUAGUGGAGUUCAGUAGACAAGCGAAAGAAACCACAGCCUGCAUGCCUGUGGACUUCCAAGACUGCAAUGACAGGACUCCAUGGAGCAAGGCCACAGGGACUCUGGCCAGGCCCAGCCAGAUGGAGGAUGCUGAGCAGUACUCGCGGACCUUCCAGGUGUCCUUGUGCCGAAGUGCCAAGAGGGUGGGCAGUCCCAGCACAUAUUCCCACUGUCCUGGCCUCUGUGCCAACCCCAGACAUUGGGGGGCCCACCCAGAGAGUCCCCCUAAAAAGAAGUGCAACACAGUCAACCUCACACAGAAAUCUGAAACCAAAGACCCUCCUGUCACCCCCAUGCAAAAACUCAUCUCCCUGGUAAGGGAAUGGGACAUGGUCAAUUGCAAACAGUGGGAAUUCCAGCCACUGUCAGUCCCCCGGAGCAGUAACUUAGAGGAGGGCGCCCCGCAGCUCCCCUCGGGAAAUGAGGCUGCUUCCCAGCCCAGCACCUCAGCUUCCUGGAAAGGCCAUUCCACAGUCUCAGAAAAGGACUCAGGUCUGCAGACAGGAACUGGAGCCAAAGAGAAAGGACCAGAGCCAACCUUUAAGCCGUACUUCCCCACAAAAAGAGCGGUCAUGCUGAAGGACUGGGGCAAACAGAGAACAAAGGAGAGAGAAAGUCCCAGCCUUGAGCAGCCUCUGCCUGAGGCCAGUGAAGUGGACAAUGCAGGAGUCAUCCUAAAAGUGACCCACCCCCCCGUGGUGGGAAGUGAUGGCUCGUGCAUGUUCUUUGAGGACAGCAUCGUCUACACUACACAGAUGGACAACCUCAGGCACACGCCACCCACAACCAGUCCCCAGCCCCAAGAGGUGACUUUCCUUAGUUUCUCUCUGUCCUGGGAAGAGAUGUUUUAUGCACAGAAAUGUCACCGCUUCCUGACCGACAUCAUCCUGGACUCCAUCAGGCAAAAGGACCCCAAAGCCAUCACAGCCAAGGUGGUCUCCUUGGCCCACCGGCUGUGGACCCUGCACAUCAGCCCCAAGCAGUUUGUGGUGGACUUGCUGGCCAUAACUGGCUUCAAGGAUGACCGGCACACCCAGGAACGCCUGUACAGCUGGGUGGAGCUCACACUGCCUUUCGCCAGGAAAUAUGGCCGCUGCGUGGACCUGCUCAUCCAGAGGGGCCUCUCCAGGUCUGUCUCGUACUCCAUCCUGGGCAAGUACUUACAAGAGGGCUAGAGGGCCCAGAGACACUCUGCCCACCUGCAAGGUUCAUUUUAACAAGGGUGACCCCAAGGAUGUG
Condylura cristata (star-nosed mole) is the source of this 2893-nucleotide messenger RNA. It is a transcript of the gene KCTD19, whose product is annotated as potassium channel tetramerization domain containing 19. The record is from RefSeq and is a predicted model, not a curated record. The coding region runs from base 52 to 2829 and encodes 925 amino acids. The transcript has 16 exons. Gene Ontology annotation, biological process: protein homooligomerization. NCBI's taxonomy places the organism in Eukaryota, Metazoa, Chordata, Mammalia, Eulipotyphla, Talpidae.